Molecule: messenger RNA, 2098 nt
Organism: Saccoglossus kowalevskii
Lineage: Eukaryota; Metazoa; Hemichordata; Enteropneusta; Harrimaniidae
Product: coiled-coil domain-containing protein 174-like
Cellular component (GO): nucleus
Source: RefSeq, a predicted model, not a curated record
CACGAAUUCCUAAUCCGAACAUCGUAUCAAAUGCUCCAAAUCAAAUAGCUAAUUCCAUGUGAAUAUCCCGAAUAAUCGGUUCUCCUGACUGAACACAAAUACCAUCAUAGAUCGGAGAAAAUGUCUGGCAAGAAGACAAGAGGUGCAGUCAGUGCAUCUUCGAUUGUUGACUUGAAGGCUGAACUUUUUAGGAAACAAGAAGAAUUCAAGAGAGAAAAAUUUGAGAAUCAAAAUUAUGUCAAACCCAAGUCAAGCAAGAAGUCCAACUUGUUUAGCAAGCAGAAUAUUGGUGUACAAAAUAGAGCUGAAAAAGACAGGAAGCAAGAUAGUGAAGAAAAGGACAGCUUAGCCAAAUCAAAGUCAGCAUUGGAAACUAAGGCUGCAUUGUAUGAUAAGAUGGCAAGAGGGCAGUUAUGGCCAGAAGAUGAUGAGAAAUACAUGGUAGAUUUCACGCAGAAAGUAAUUGACAGACAAGAAGAAGAGAAAAGGAAGCAACAACGAAAAGAUGAAGAAGAUGUAAUUAGUGGUGAUAUUCCUGCAUCAUGUGACCCUGGAGAUGAGUGGGUGGACUACACAGACUCCCUAGGUAGGUCAAGAAGAUGCAUGAAAAAGGAUUUAAAAUAUCUUCAAGAUCUUGACAAGGACUUGAAUCCUGCAUUAAAAAGUUCAAACACUGAAGAUGAACCAGAUCUUCUUUCUGCUGACAUGAAACGAGAAAUGCUUCGUAAAAAGUGGGAAGAAGAGGAAGCUGAGGCCAUGAGUAAACCAGUUGGACCAGUGCAUUAUGAAAAUGUCAGAUAUGAAGAAGUGCGACAUACUGGUGUUGGCUACUUUGCAUUCUCCAAGGAGGAUGAAGCUAGGAAGAAACAAAUGGAACAGUUGGAGAUGCUUAGAGAUGAGACUUCAGAUCAACGAGUCAAGAGGGAGAAAUUGAAAAUGAAAAGAAAGGCAGCAAUGCAGGCCAGAUUAGAAAAAGUCAAACAAAGGAAGAAAAUAAAGGGAGAUCUGUUUAAUGAUGAAGAUGAUGUAGAGCAGAAAAAGGAAGAGAUUCCAGUCGAGUUAUUGACUCGGGAUGAAUCAUUAAGACAGCUAGGGGCAGAAAGACCUUGGGACAAAGGAAAAGAAAAAAUGCCAGCACCUGUUCGCUCAAAACCAUCAUUGCCUGUGUACAACCCAAGAGAUGAGAGACCAUCUGAGUUUGCACCACCAAAAGAAUAUUAUGAUUCAGGUCCUGUCAAGACAAAGAAUGAACACAGAAAAAUGUGGCGAAUAGAAGAUGGUGGCUACCCUCCAGGAAAUACAGAACAAAUGGUACCAGCAGACAGUUCUAAACAACGAGAGGCUGCUGUAACAGAAAGAACUCAGCAAUUACCUGUGAAUUUCCCACCACAUCCCCCACCUCCUCCUAAUUUUAUGUACCCUCAGCCUCCUACUGGACAAUUCUUUCCCCCUCCUGGACAUUACCCACCACCAGUUUUUCCUCAGACUGCCUCAAUUUUACACCCCCCUCCAUAUUAUAACCAAGAACAGCAACAGCAACCACAGGAAGAUCAACAAAAACCAACAAAUGUAAACCUGGACUCUGCACUUUCUUAUUUCAGACAUAAUGCUGGUCAUUCUAGCUGAUAAUAGCAUCACUGUCUUUGACUAAUAUUUAGAAAAUGAAUAUUAGUAGUAUCUAUUCUUAUUUUUAUAUGCACUACAUUGAUAUUGAAGUACACGUUUUUAGUACACAAUAGUUCUGUGAUAUCACAAGGUAUAUGGUUCCAUUAUAAAGUUGGUUAUACUUCGGGUGAAAUACAGAAAAUUUUGGAGUACUUUUCAUAGCUUUCUACACUAUACACACAGCACAAGCAAUCUUAUGCACACCAUCACUGAUAAGGGCAACGGGAUACUGCACACAUUUCACAUGUUCCAACAUUUUUCGCUGCUAACUUGUGCAACUGCCAUCCAUAAUGUUUUAUAAUAAUUAAGUUGCCAGCGAAAGAAAACUUUGUUUAUGCAGUGUUUUAAUUGGUGCUGAAAAAUGACCACAAUGUGAAUACAUUUCAAGUACAUGUAUGAUUUAGAUCUAACAAUAAAAUGAGCAGCAUAUACA